AUGAAGAUCUUUUUCUUGUUCACCUUUUCCACUUUUUUGUUGUCUGCUUUUAAACAAGCAGCUGCUUCUGCUCACUAUGACAAGAUUUUAACUCAUAGUCGAAUAAGGGCACGCGACCAAGGCCCAAAUGUCUGUGCCCUUCAGCAAGUUAUGGGAACAAAAAAGAAAUACUUCAGCACCUGCAGAAACUGGUACCAGGGAGCCAUCUGUGGAAAGAAAGCAACUGUCUUAUAUGAGUGCUGUCCUGGCUAUAUGAAGAUGGAUGGUAUGAGAGGAUGUCCUGCAGUUGCUCCUAUUGAUCAUGUAUAUGGUACACUUGGUAUUGUGGGAGCUACCUCCACACAGCACUAUGCUGACAUGUCAAAGCUGAGAGAAGAGAUUGAGGGACGAGGAUCAUUCACUUUCUUUGCACCAAGCAAUGAAGCCUGGGAGCAAUUAAGUUCAGAAAUUCACAGGAAUUUGGUUGACAAUGUAAAUAUUGAACUGUAUAAUGCUCUCCACCACCACAUGGUAAACAAGCGCAUUUUGACAAAAGAUCUUAAGAAUGGCAUGACUCUGGUGUCUAUGUAUAAUGACCAGAAAUUGCUUAUUAACCAUUAUCCUAAUGGGGUUGUUACUGUUAACUGUGCCAGGGUCAUUCACGGCAACCAGAUUGCUACCAAUGGUGUUGUUCAUGUCAUUGAUCGUGUCCUGACUGCUGUUGGAAAUACCAUUCAAGAUUUCAUUGAAGUCGAGGAUGAUCUUUCAUCUCUUAGAGCUGCUGCCAUCACAUCAGAUGUCUUGGAUGUUCUUGGACGGCCUGGUCAUUACACACUCUUUGCUCCUACUAAUGAAGCUUUUGAGAAACUUCCAAGGGGACUCUUAGAAAGGAUCAUGGGUGACAAGGUGGCUUCUGAGGCUCUCGUGAAGUUCCAUAUUUUAAAUACUCUCCAGUGCUCUGAAGCCAUCACAGGUGGAGCUGUCUAUGAAACCUUAGAAGGAAACACAGUUGAAGUUGGUUGUGAUGGUCAAAGCCUGACUGUGAAUGGAGUGAAGAUGGUGAAACGCAAAGAUAUUGUGACAAGCAAUGGUGUUAUCCACCUCAUUGAUGAAGUGCUAAUUCCUGAUUCUGCCAAGCAAGUCAUUGAACUCGGGGGUGCCCAGCAGACUACUUUUACAGACCUUGUGGCACAGCUAGGACUGGCGUCUUCUCUAAGACCAGAAGGCCAAUACACUCUCCUGGCACCACUGAAUGGUGCUUUCUCAGAUGACACCUUAAGGAUGGAUCAGCGCCUUCUUAAAACCAUCCUGCAGAAUCACAUUAUAAAAGUGAAAGUUGGGCUCAAUGAACUGUACAAUGGACAAGAGCUGGAGACACUUGGAGGAAAACUGCUUAGAGUCUUCGUGUAUCGCACAGCUGUCUGUAUUGAAAAUUCAUGCAUGAUCAGAGGAAGUAAAGAAGGAAGAAAUGGUUUUAUUCACAUCUUCAGACAGAUCAUCAAUCCAGCGGAAAAGUCAUUGCAUGAAAUGCUGAGAAAUGAUAAGCGUUUUAGCAUUUUCCUCAGUCUGGUGAAAGCAGCAGAUUUAGAUGAUGUUCUGUCACGGCCUGGAGAAUGGACUCUGUUUGUUCCAACUAAUGAUGCCUUUAAAGGUUUGACUGAUGACGAUAAGGAUAUAUUGAUAAGAGACAAAAAUGCUCUCAGGAAUAUUCUUCUUUACCACUUGACGCAAGGAGUUUUCAUUGGAAGUGGCUUUGAGCCUGGUGUGACAAACAUUCUUAAAACCAUCCAAGGAGGGAAACUCUACUUGAAAAUAGUGAAUGAUACUCUUCUGGUUAAUGAACUGAAAUCAAGAGAAUCUGAUCUCAUGGCAACAAAUGGUGUCAUUCAUGUUAUUGAUAAACUCCUAUAUCCAGCAGAUCUGCCUGUUGGAAAUGAUCAGUUGCUCACAAUCCUGAAGAAGCUAAUUAAGUACAUUCAAAUUAAGUUUGUUCGUGACAGUACCUUCAAAGAGAUUCCACUGACAUUUUACAAAAUUAACAUAAUUGAAAGCAACGUCCAGCCCAUCAUCAGAAAGGAAGACCCAUCUAUCACACAGCUCACUAAAUUAAUUGAAGGGGAACCUGAGUUCAAAAUAGUCAGGGAAGGGGAGACAAUAACUAAAGUGAUUCAUGGAGAACCAAUUAUUAAAACAUACACCAAAUUCAUUGAUGGGCGACCUGUGGAAGUGACAGAGAAAAAAGUAACAGAAGAAAGAAUUAUUCAAGGUCCUGAAAUAAAAUAUACCAGAAUUACUGCAGGUGGUUCAGACAAUGAAGAAAAGUUAAAGAAAUUGCUUGAAGAAGAGGUUACCAAGGUGACCAAAUUUAUUGAAGGUGAUGGUCAUUUACUUGAAGAUGAAGAAAUCAAAAGACUUCUGCAGGGAGCUGGAACUGAGUACACCAAGGUUACUAAAGUAAUUGAGGGAGAGCCACAGAUUAUCGAGAGAGAAAUCAAGAAAGUCCAUCUGGAAGAAGCACCUGUACGGAAAGUACAACCAACCAGAAGGACACAAGGGGGAACAGCAAGAAGGAGGACAAGAUUAGCUCAUCCCUAA
Egretta garzetta (little egret) is the source of this 2574-nucleotide messenger RNA. RefSeq names its product periostin (gene POSTN). Gene Ontology annotation, cellular component: extracellular matrix. The record is from RefSeq and is a predicted model, not a curated record. Gene Ontology annotation, biological process: cell adhesion; extracellular matrix organization. The transcript has 24 exons. Gene Ontology annotation, molecular function: cell adhesion molecule binding. Bases 1 to 2574 code for a protein of 857 amino acids. NCBI's taxonomy places the organism in Eukaryota, Metazoa, Chordata, Aves, Pelecaniformes, Ardeidae.